This is a messenger RNA of Laetiporus sulphureus 93-53, 1533 nucleotides long. RefSeq lists its product as uncharacterized. The transcript is spliced from 17 exons. The coding region runs from base 1 to 1533 and encodes 510 amino acids. NCBI's taxonomy places the organism in Eukaryota, Fungi, Basidiomycota, Agaricomycetes, Polyporales, Laetiporaceae. The record is from RefSeq and is a predicted model, not a curated record.
AUGUUUUCACCCUCGCACCCUGACUUCCGAAUCCCUUCAGCCACUGUAGAGGAGACAAGCUCAUCGUACGCGUAUCAGUUGCCCACCUUAGCAGAUGACGCUGCUCAUCGAUCCUGGCUUGUGUCUCCCCGUAUCUCGCGGCGCGACUCGAUAUCUGCCGAAGCCCGCACAUCUUCAGAACACCAUACGUGCUUGUUGAGUGAUGGCGGCCUCAGGCAACCAGUUCCCUCCUCGAAUGCUUAUGUCCGUGGAUCUCCUCCUGAGCAUUUGCCUUCUCAGCGCUUUGGCGGCGAGCACACAUCUUUUGAUACAACAUGCAUUCAUGAUUCUUCUGCGCAUAUAGCCCAGCACGGUCCCUCCGCGCCCAAUCAUCGACAACCACCAUCAAGAAGCUGGCUCCUGUCGUCGACCGAGGCACAGGCCAAUGCUUCACACGCAUCACCUGAAUUGGAGGUAUCUGUCACUUCUUCUUCGAUAUUUGAUAUCGGUUUAUCUGAUGCAUGCAGAGACGUUAUAUGCGCGUUCAUAAAAAGCCAGCCAUACGGAAUUGCGGUCCCGAUCAAGCCGUGGAUGCAGCUUCUAUCGUUCAUACUGCGACACAGGCGAGCAGGACCCAUCAUCUCUGCAGUGAGGAGACGCGUGAUUUUCGCUCUCCACAUACUGAUCAUAUGGAAAUUGACGAUAUGGGUAUUGUCACAUUGGGUGGCAACGUCACCAGCCAGCCCUCCAGAGUACGUGCUUAGACCUUCGGGCAGGAAGUUCUUGACAUUCCAGGCUAGCGACCGUGAUGUGAACAUUGCGCAGCUGUAUGGGCGGUUGCAAGACGUUGAUGACAGAAUGACUUGCUACAAUGACAUUCUGCUGGAAUUUCGGCAUAUGAGCGAGACGUACCUUUCAGCUCUGAUGGAGGACGUUAGGUCAAUGCAUCUGGCUGGGUCGAUUGGAGAGAAACAUGAGGAUUGUAGUAGAGAGGAUGGCCGGGGGCAACACAGUAAAGAUCAUGCAAAUCUCAGGAGACGCCGGAUUCAGAAGCAUUACCCUCACCAGGAUCACCAAUGCCGCGACCUCGCCCAAGCCAAGCAUCACUGCCCACAUGGCAUGGAGUUCUGUGGGCCAUUUCAGAUUGCAAGGUUUUCACUACAAUGCUUGGUAGCAAUCGAGCUCAAAAGUCGCGCUGAGAUGUCACAAUCUCGGGAAAUCGAAAGCGUCGCUUUUGUCUUGCGCUGGGCAGAUGCGAUAGUUUCCCCAAAAUUAAGGUCCAUGCCGGACCAAGUGUACGGCAUGGCGGCUAAUAGUCUCUGUGCUCGAUCAGCAGCUACUGAGAGUCUAGCUGUUGAUAAGCAGCUCAUCCGCCUUUCGUUUCAUGUGGAAGCAUCUGGACAGAAUCACCCAAAAGGCCUGCAAUUGCUCGGGAAGGCACCUGGACAGACGUGCUUGCCCGCUUGCCGUGCACCUUGGCACUUCCAUGGAGAUUCCGUCAUGUUCGAUCAAAAUGUGCAAGCUCGAGGGAAACCCGUGCACCCAAGAGGAUGA